This is a messenger RNA of Spodoptera littoralis (African cotton leafworm), 1023 nucleotides long. Lineage: Eukaryota; Metazoa; Arthropoda; Insecta; Lepidoptera; Noctuidae. The record is from the annotation of a GenBank genome assembly.
AUGCACUUUGACCAUAGAGAAAUUAGAGAAUAUUAUAACAUGGCCGCCACGAUGGUUGAGUCGCCCCCUCCUCAGUUGAUUACGACUAUAGAAUGGAGUAUGAUGGAUAAAACCAAGUUUUUUCCGUUAUAUACCUUGAGCAGUUUUACAGUAAGAUGCGCACUAUACCCGUUAACUCUAAUCAAAACACAGAUACAAGUGCAAAGAAAAAAGGAGGCUUACAGCGGUGUCGCUGAUGCUAUAUCUAAGAUAUAUAAAAACGAAGGCGUACCUGGACUUUAUCGAGGGUUCUGGCUAUCUAGUUUUCAGAUAAUCUCAGGAAUUUUCUACAUAACUACGUAUGAAGGUGUGCGGUAUGAACUCGGGAAAUAUGAUGUCAGUCCUAAAGUGAAGUCGUUUAUAGGCGGUGGUUGUGCGUCGAUAGUGGGCCAGACGAUUAUAGUACCGUUUGAUGUGCUCAGCCAACAUCUCAUGGUGUUGGGGCUCGUCAAAGGAAGAGGGAAUAUUAGGAAUCCACAAAUGAACCCUCUUGGCCUAGAUUUAGAGAAGCGUAUGUCUAAGGCAGCUCUUGCCAAGGAGGUCGCAGUGAGAGUGUAUCAGUUGCAUGGACCGCUCGGAUACUACCGCGGGUACACAGCUUCACUCGCCGCUUAUGUACCUAAUUCCGCGCUGUGGUGGGCGCUGUAUACUGCUUAUCAAGAUGAGCUCCUAAAAAUAGCUCCGUCGUGGGUAUCGACGCUGCUCAUACAGUGCGCGGCCGGUACAUUAGGCGGCUUCACUACAACCUUCCUAACGAAUCCAUUGGAUAUAGUGCGCGCUAGGCUACAGGUUGAAGGAGUAGGCACAAUGAGGCAAAUAUUCAAAACACUAUGGGCAGAGGAAGGUCUAGUAGGACUGUACUUCAAAGGUCUGUCAGCUCGAUUACUGCAGUCAGCCUGCUUCUCAUUCAGCAUCAUCCUCGGUUACGAGAGCAUCAAGAGAGUCGCGCUCAGCGACGAGUUCAAGCCCAGAGUGCGUUGGUGA